This is a messenger RNA of Trifolium pratense (red clover), 859 nucleotides long. Its product is annotated as pro-hevein. NCBI's taxonomy places the organism in Eukaryota, Viridiplantae, Streptophyta, Magnoliopsida, Fabales, Fabaceae. The transcript has 2 exons. The record is from RefSeq and is a predicted model, not a curated record. Gene Ontology annotation, biological process: defense response to fungus; defense response to bacterium. Bases 35 to 673 code for a protein of 212 amino acids. Gene Ontology annotation, molecular function: RNA nuclease activity; chitin binding.
ACAGAAGAAAAUAUCAAAUGUAAUUAGAGUAAACAUGGGAAAAUUUGGAAUAGUCCUAGCAGUAUUAACAUUGGGGUGCUUGAUUGCAACAACAAUUGCAGAACAAUGUGGUAGACAAGCUGGAGGAGUAACAUGUCCAAACAACCUUUGCUGCAGCCAAUACGGUUACUGUGGUAACACUGAUGAUUACUGUUCACCUUCUAAGAACUGUCAAAGCAACUGUCAAGGUGGUGGUGGUGGUGGCGGAGGUGGUGGUGAAAGUGCUUCUAAUGUUCGUGCAACUUAUCAUUAUUAUCAACCGGAGCAACAUGGAUGGGACUUAAACGCUGUCAGUGCUUAUUGCUCAACUUGGGAUGCAGGGAAGCCUUACUCUUGGCGUAGUAAAUAUGGUUGGACUGCUUUUUGUGGCCCUGUUGGACCUCGUGGUCAAGCUUCUUGCGGAAAGUGUCUCCGAGUGACAAAUACAGGGACAGGAGCACAGGAAACAGUGAGAAUUGUAGAUCAAUGCAGCAAUGGAGGGUUGGAUUUGGAUGUUGGAGUGUUUAACAGAAUUGACACAGAUGGCAGAGGAUACCAACAAGGACAUCUCAUUGUAAACUAUCAGUUUGUGGAUUGUGGAAAUGAGCUAGACAUGAUCAACCCUUUGUUCUCCAUCCUUGAUGUCAAACAAUAAUCUGAUCCAAGAUGUUUUCUUUGCCUAUGUAUUGAAGUAAUCAAUAAAUGGAUCUGUUUUGUUUGUAUCAGAGUUAGUUUGAUACUUGAGUCUUUCUGUUUUGAAAGACAAGUAUUCAAGUGUUUUGAAUAAAACUAUGCUUAUGGAUUUAUUGAUUAUCCUUAAGAUACAUGAAAAUUUGAAUAA